AUGCACUCAGCUUUGAGCACUGCACCAGACAUCGAUCGCGUUAUCAAAGAAACUCGCAGUACUCCGUUCUCUGAUAGAAUAACCAAUGCUAGAAUCAGAGACAUCGGUAAAAUCAAAUUCCCUGAGUAUGCAGGAACUACCGAUCCGAGAACUCACGUUAGAGCUUUCAGACUAGCUGUAACUAAAGCUCACUUAAGUGACUACGAAAAAGAACCGGGCUACUGUAGAUUCUUUGCAGAAAACCUGACAGGCCCAGCUCUUGAGUGGUUCGCAAGUCUAGAAGGCGGCUCAAUAGAUAGUUUCGAUCAGGUCGUAUCAGUUUUCCUUAAACAAUACUCGAUGUUUAUCGAAACACGAGCUACAGAAGCCGAUCUCUGGAAAUUACGCCAAGGUCCUGAUGAACCACUUCGCUGCUUCAUAGCUCGCUUCAAAGAAGUGAAAGCGAAAAUCGCAAACCUCAAUGAUGCAGUAGCUAUUGACGCCUUGCAAAAUGGGCUGUGGUUCACCUCACAAUUCAAACACGACUUGGCGGUCAGACCCACCAGCUCGCUUGACGAUGCGCUGCAUAAAGCAACAUUUUUUGCUCACGCAGAAGAGGACUAUUCGAGCAAUCUCGAAAAGUACAAUGCUAGGUUACUAGCUGCGGGCAAAAAUGUACACACUAUCACGAACAGUAGCUCGCAGAAACAAAAACGCUCACCUCGCAAUAAGAACAAAUUUUGCAAAAAGCUAAAAAACGAUAAUGAGGAACAAGAAUCCUCAGAAUCGGAGGAAGAAAGUGACGGAUCACUCCCAACCACUCCCAAAUCAAAAAGGGGAACUCAAAACAAAGCUUCCCAAAAGAGGAGGCGAGCAGAGGAAGAAAACGAUUCUCCUCCUCCCGCUUUUAAACAGCGAAUAGACAUGAUAUUCAAAGACCUCGCGCAAUGCGGCGGUUCGACGAAAUCAGUAACAACACAACCUCCUGCUCCCAAGAAAACUCUAUGUCAACGACUUAGUGAACUUAGCCUUUGUAGGGGGGUAUAG
Messenger RNA from Microthlaspi erraticum, 1026 nucleotides. The record is from the annotation of a GenBank genome assembly. Lineage: Eukaryota; Viridiplantae; Streptophyta; Magnoliopsida; Brassicales; Brassicaceae.